Messenger RNA from Gryllus bimaculatus (two-spotted cricket), 1004 nucleotides. Lineage: Eukaryota; Metazoa; Arthropoda; Insecta; Orthoptera; Gryllidae. The record is from the annotation of a GenBank genome assembly.
GGUGGAGGCCGAGGAGCUGGAGGCGGCGGGCGGCGCCGGGGCGCCGCUGGGGGCGGCGGGAGGCAAGGACGCCGUGUCGGCGCAGGAGCGCGCGUGGCGAGAGCAGGCGUCCGACUACGAGACGCGCUUCUGCGGCCACUGCAACACCACCACCGACAUCAAGGAGGCCAACUUCUUCGGCAGCCAGGGGCAGUUCGUGGUGGCGGGGUCGGACGACGGGUCGUUCUUCGUGUGGGACCGCCGCACCACCAACAUCCGGCGCGUGCUGCGCGGCGACGAGUCCAUCGUGAACUGCCUGCAGCCGCACCCGUCGGCUUGCCUGCUGGCCACCAGCGGCAUCGACCCCGUCGUGCGCCUCUGGAGCCCGCGCCCCGAGGACGGGUCGAAGAACGAGCGCGAGGUGAUGGACCUGGACGACGCGGCGUCGGCCAACCAGCGCCGCAUGAACGCAGACCCCUUCGAGGUGAUGCUCAUGAACAUGGGCUACCGCAUCACGCCAGUGCAGGGCGAGGACGGCGACGGCGGCGGUGGCGGCGGCGGCGACGAGGCGCGAGACACGCCCGCCAUCAACUGCCGCCCCAGUUAGCCCCUCGCCCCCCUCCACCCCGCCCCCCGCCCCCACACGUCCCGACGUUCCUCCGUUGCUCGCUCCUCAAAUUUACAGCAGUUCUCUCUUAGGCUUCUCACCAUAGUUACUUUCACACACGUUCGUUAUAUCACCUAUCAAACUUUGAAGAUUUGAAUAAAAAAUUACUUAACUGUUAUGCAAGUAACGUAGUAUGCUGGAAUUCUCCUUCAUGCAAUGCAAUGCUAAAAGCAAUAUUUUUUUCUUUUGUAUAAUAUACAGCGUGCAAUAUAUAUUUUUUCGUUUGAAUGUUACUUUUCUAUGGUGUCGUGUGGAAAAGUCAGUCAUGAAAUGCGAAUUUUAUAAUGUAAUAUAUUAUUUUAUACAAAAUGUAUUUAUGUCAUUUGUCAGAAAAUAAAAUACAAUGCGUUUCUAAUAC